Messenger RNA from Nematocida ausubeli, 483 nucleotides. RefSeq lists its product as uncharacterized. Gene Ontology annotation, cellular component: proton-transporting V-type ATPase, V0 domain. Gene Ontology annotation, biological process: proton transmembrane transport. Gene Ontology annotation, molecular function: proton-transporting ATPase activity, rotational mechanism. Lineage: Eukaryota; Fungi; Microsporidia. The record is from RefSeq and is a predicted model, not a curated record. Bases 1 to 483 code for a protein of 160 amino acids. The transcript has a single exon.
AUGAACAACUCGCAGCUGAAUACGGAUGCAGUUCCUUUCAUCAUUGGAGUGUCUAGCAUCGUUCUUAUGCUGGCCUUCAGUGCUGUUGGCUCAAUUGUUGGAUCUGUCAAAGCAGCUUCAUCAGCUGCUGUGGUUGCAAAUCGAGGAAUAGACCUGGUGACUAAAUCGUACUUGCCAGUGCUGUUUGCAUCUGCAGGAUUUAUGUACUCUCUUAUUGUGACAUUUUUCUCAAUACGCGAGCUGACCACCGACAUUACUUUGAAGACAGCCAUGCGAAUUUUUGCCUCCUGCACUAUUUAUGGGGUUGGCGCACUCUUUUCGGGCAUAGCGAUUGGAGAGGCAAACAAGCACGGCAUUGUGCGGCUGAGUGAAAACAGAAAGGUGUUUCUUUCCAUGCUUAUUGUCAACUCAACAAUUGAGAUGGUUGCAGUGUUUGCUCUAAUCUGCUCAGUUAUGCUUCUCCUAGGCGGUGCUACAAAAUAA